Messenger RNA from Aspergillus ochraceoroseus IBT 24754, 660 nucleotides. RefSeq names its product cutinase family protein. Gene Ontology annotation, biological process: carbohydrate catabolic process. Gene Ontology annotation, cellular component: extracellular region. The record is from RefSeq and is a predicted model, not a curated record. Bases 1 to 660 code for a protein of 219 amino acids. The transcript has 3 exons. NCBI's taxonomy places the organism in Eukaryota, Fungi, Ascomycota, Eurotiomycetes, Eurotiales, Aspergillaceae. Gene Ontology annotation, molecular function: cutinase activity.
AUGACUCUCCGCGCCUUUGUUAUCAGUGCCUUAGCAGCGUUGGCUAUUGCAGCACCAAUGCCCGUAGAGAGAGCCCAAGUGCUCGACCUCCUCAAUGCGAAUGACCUGGAGAAUGGGAUCUGCAAGCCUGUCACUUUGAUUUUCGCCCGUGGCUCUAUCGAGCUGGGUAACAUGGGUGUGAUCGCUGGCAUGCCUACCUGUGAUGACCUCAAGAAGAACCUGGGCACCGAGAAUGUCGCCUGCCAGGGCGUGGGAGGAGCAUACACGGCACAUUUGAUCCCUAAUUUGUUCCCGGAAAACACCAGCCCCCAGGCUAUCGGUGAGGCGGUUAAGAUGUUCAAGCUCGCUGCUACCAAAUGCCCCAAGACGCAGAUUGUGGCAGGCGGAUACUCUCAAGGAACUGCCGUCAUAGAUAACGCUAUCCAAGAACUUGACAACACCCUGAAGAGUCAAGUCAAGGGGGUCGUUCUCUUUGGCUUUACCCGGAAUCUACAGGACUCCGGAAGGAUCCCUGGCUAUCCUCCAAGCCAGACCAAGGUGAUCUGUGCCCCGGGAGACUUGGUCUGCGAUGGAACGCUUAUUAUCACUCCUGCUCAUUUGACCUACGGGUUAUAUGCGGACGACGCUGCCAAAUUCUUGGCUUCCAAGGUUUCCAUCUAA